Pieris rapae (cabbage white) is the source of this 2536-nucleotide messenger RNA. Its product is annotated as zinc finger protein 532. The transcript has 3 exons. The record is from RefSeq and is a predicted model, not a curated record. Bases 157 to 2052 code for a protein of 631 amino acids. Lineage: Eukaryota; Metazoa; Arthropoda; Insecta; Lepidoptera; Pieridae.
CACAGGGUUCUUUAAUUUUUCCGUCAAAAAUUGUGGACGACCUAAAGAGAAAAUGAAACGUCUUAUAAUCAUGAUUACCUAUUGAACUAGAAUUACAAUUUAUAGAAAAAUAUAAAAAGAACUCGCAGAAGUAAGUAUACUGUUGAAUCUCUGAAGAUGGACUCUGAUAUAAUUAUGUAUGAAAAAAUUAGUAUUCAGAAUAUCCUGUUUACAAAGGCAAUGCCUAAUUAUAAAAUACCUAUACCCACUAAUGGUUACAAAGUUUACUCCUGUAUUGAUUGUGGAGACAGAUUUUUGUUUGAGUCUAGCCUAGCAGAACAUAUAAACAGAAAAUCUUUCAUGAUCAAAUACUUAUGCAGGUAUUGUGGAUGUCUAAAUGAAUUCUUUAAUAGGUGCCAGUUUUUAACACAUAUACGCUCUCAUGUGACUAAAACUGCAACAAUAAACAUAAAUGAUAUAAAGGUGGAGCCAUUACCAUUAAUAACAUCAAUGGUACAAACUUCUCAACACAACCAAGAAAAUGAUACCCAAAUAAAUAAAUACCCAUGUUUUGAAUGUAAGAAUGACAUAGCUGUCACUGGAAUUCUUGAAAAAGACAGAGCUUUACAUUACAUGCAAACAACAAGAAUGCUGACAUGUCCUGUGUGUUUAUUCACAUUACCAUCAUCAUGUGCACUUAUUGCCCAUCUACGAAUACAUUUAAAAACUCCUCCAUUCAUUUGUUCAGAAUGUGGUGCAUACCUUAGCCUAAGUACCUGUAUGUAUCCAUAUAAUCAUGAUUGUGAUGGUUUUAAAAUGAUGAGAGUAACAUCAAGAAUAAAAUGCAUAAAUGGUACUUGUCCAGCAAUUCAUCCAAAUAAUUUUCUUAUGCAUUUGAAAUCUUGCCAUUUAAACAAAAUAUAUAAAUGUCCUAAUUGUUAUCUAGCUGGUUACAGUGAAAAUGCUGUUGUGAAACAUGUAAUGAGGUGCUGUAAUAAAACUAAGUAUCCAACAUAUUUUGAAUGUCAGCAGUGUCCUGGAAAUUUUCUAAGUUCAAGUCAAAUUCAUAGGCAUCUUAAUAAGCACGUCCAGGUGACACAAAAAAAUCAUGAUAGUCAAAUAUUCCCCUGCUGGAGUUGUGGUUUAACUUUGUCUAAUGUUUAUGAUUUUCUCAAGCAUCAUAUAUCUAAACAUUGGUCAUAUACCACCAAUAAAAUAUUAAUAAAUGUUAUAAAGGCUGUUAAAUAUGAAGAUUGUGAUUCUUGUCACAAAACAUUAUGGUACUGGCAACAGAGCCAUGAAAGAUUCAAGAAAUGUUUUAAUUGCAUACUUAAUGGCAACUCAGAAGCUAUAUUCAUGGAAACAUACAAUAAUCAGCUUAACAAAAAUAAUAAUAGUAAUAUAAAGUGCCAUGUAUGCAAUAUUGAAGUAAAUGAAAAUUGGGAAGAUGUUAAAAAGCAUUUUAACCAAUUUCACAAAAGUAUCAAAUGUUUAGACUUAAAAUUGGUUGUAAAUAAAUUAAGCUCAAAGAGUUUUCAGAAAUUUGCAAACAGGUCACAUAAUGCAUCAACAAAAAAAAUUACCAAACAUUUUAAACAGAAAAAAAGACCAAGUACAAUUAAACCACUAUAUGAUAAAAUCAACAUUAAUAAUUCUACAAAAGAAAUAGUUAAAAAAUCCCACAACUGUUCAAAGUGCAACUAUAAUACUGAAGAUAUAAUCUCAUAUGAAUCCCAUAUAAAAACUCACAGGGAUCCUGAUAUGGCUUACCAAUGUAUGGAAUGUGGUAAUUGUUUAGCAGUUAAACCAUCAUUUUCCAAACAUUUACUAUUGGAACACAAUAUACCAGAUGUAGAAUAUUAUGUUAAAAAUAAAGAUUGCUUCAAUAAAACAGCUUUUGAGAAAACAAUGAAAACCCAACCAGAGGAAAAUUUGCCACUUGAAGAAAAUCAGUGCAAUGUCUGUAGGGAUAUAUUUAUAGAUUCAAACAGUUUGGAAAAACAUUAUAGAGUUCAUGGUAUGGCUUUCUUAAUUAAAAACACACAAAAAUCUAAGAGCCCACAAAAAGAAUAAGAUAAUAUUGUUGGAUAAGGAACUUUUUAUUACCUACUUCAGGUUCAUGUCCCUCACAUUACUUCACUACAUUGAUAUCUUCAUAUAAUUUUUAAAUUGCAAUGUUUUCACUGUUGCUUUGAAUGUUACAGGACAAUUUCGUUUUUGAUUACUGUUGCUGCUCCAUUCUUUCUUCUCUUAUAUAAAUCUGUAAUGAUAUAAUUUAUGUAACUCAUUUCUUGUAUGGUUGUGUUUUAUAUCAUGUAUAAUCAUUUUUUUUGCCUCAGAUUAUUUUAAAUGUUUUAUACAACCUGUGUUACACAAUAUUGAGAUGUAAUGCUAUGUAGUUUUCCUUGUUAAAUGGAUUAUACUUCACAGUAAGCACUUCGAUUUAAACAAGUAGUUUCUCCCUAAACCAAGCUAACAUCCUUAGAUUCAUUAUAUUAGUAUAUUCAAAAUGGAAUAAUGGAUGAUUUUAAAUGAAAAUUAUGUUAACUCUUCUAAA